AUGUCAAAACAGUACACCAUUGUGAUCAAGUUGGGCACGCUGUCCCUCGUGGACGAGGUGACUCGUGAACCCCGGAUCGCCAAUUUGUCGAAUAUCGUGGAAACCGUUGUCAAACUCAGAAGAGCAGGCCACCGGAUCGUCGUGGUGCUGAGUGGCGCCAUUGCCUUUGGCAUGAAGAGGGUCAACACCCAGGACAGACCCAAGCAGUUGGCGGCGUUCCAGGCGUUGGCCUCGGUGGGCCAGGGCCGCUUAAUUGGCCUUUUCGACGACUUGUUCAGACAGUUGAAUCAGCCCAUUGCCCAGAUCUUGCUCACCCGAAACGACAUCGUCGACUUUGCCCAGUACCGAAACGCCACCAACACCUUGAACGAGCUCUUGGCCAUGGACGUGAUCCCCAUUGUCAACGAAAACGACACGUUGAGCGUGGCGGAAAUCAAGUUUGGCGACAACGACACGCUUUCGGCCAUCACCGCAGGCAUGAUCCACGCCGACUAUCUCUUUUUGAUGACCGACGUGGAGUGCUUGUACAGCGACAACCCGCGUCUGAAUCCCGAGGCCGAGCCCAUUGUGGUGGUGGACAAGAUCGACGACAUCACCGUUAGUACUGAGGAAGAGGCUGGCGGAAGCAAGGUCGGCACCGGCGGCAUGACCACCAAGCUCAUUGCCGCGGAAUUGGCCACCAACGUGGGCGUAACCACCAUCAUCACCUUGUCCCUGCAGCCCCACUGCAUCUUGGACAUUGUGCUGAACAUCCAGGACACAGACGAGAGCUGGACUCCGGCGCAGCAGGCCAAGUUCGUCGAGCAGGAAAUCGACAACGGCAACAUCCCCUUGCACACGCGGUUCUUGGGACUUCCUCGCGACCAGCAGAUCAAGCUGGAUAGACGUUUCUGGCUCUUGCACGGUCUCAAGACCAAGGGCACCAUCUACAUUGAUCGCGGCUGUUUCCAGGCGCUCACCAGGAAAGACAGAGCUGGGCUUUUGCCUGUGGGCGUUGUGUCUGUCGAGGGCAAUUUCAAUGUCCACGACUGUGUGUCGAUUGAGGUGUUGCCUACUCGCGAGAGCGAUCCAAGCGAAGGCGUGGAGGUGGGCCACUGUAGAGUGAACUACUCGAGUGCCGAAAUCGAGUUGAUCAAGGGCCACCAGCUGGCGGACAUCGAGAACAUCUUGGGUUUCGCUGAUUCCGAGUACAUUGCCCACAGAGACAACUUGGCCUUCCCACCUUCGCUCCCCACGCCUGCCACCGAGUUGCAGGAGUUGACUUUGGACGACGACAACGAGAAGAAGUCCGAGAAGGCCGUUUCCGCCUAG
Molecule: messenger RNA, 1311 nt
Organism: Candidozyma duobushaemuli
Lineage: Eukaryota; Fungi; Ascomycota; Pichiomycetes; Serinales; Metschnikowiaceae
Gene: PRO1
Product: glutamate 5-kinase
Exons: 1
Coding region: 1-1311 (436 amino acids)
Cellular component (GO): cytosol; cytoplasm
Molecular function (GO): RNA binding; ATP binding; glutamate 5-kinase activity
Source: RefSeq, a predicted model, not a curated record